Messenger RNA from Erigeron canadensis, 1475 nucleotides. Its product is annotated as dof zinc finger protein DOF3.6-like. The record is from RefSeq and is a predicted model, not a curated record. Gene Ontology annotation, molecular function: DNA-binding transcription factor activity; DNA binding. NCBI's taxonomy places the organism in Eukaryota, Viridiplantae, Streptophyta, Magnoliopsida, Asterales, Asteraceae. Bases 204 to 1148 code for a protein of 314 amino acids. Gene Ontology annotation, biological process: regulation of DNA-templated transcription. The transcript is spliced from 2 exons.
AAUAAAUAAACACAACACACCCUUCUCCAUCCUCCUUUAUCUUUCCAGGCUCCUAUCUCUCUCUGUGAAAGUUUUCUUACUAUUAUUAUUGAUGUGAUUCUCCACCAUACUCAUGAUCAUCAACCCCAUCAAACUUUAACAAAAGAAAGUAAGUAAGAAAGAAAGAGCUAGCUUUCAAUUAGAGACCACACAAUAUUGAUCAUAUGGUUUUUUCAUCACUUCCUAAUUCCUAUCUAGAUCAUCCUAAUUGGCCUCAACAGCAGCCCACUGGAGGAGUAGUUCUUGGCGGCGGUGGUGGUGGUGGUGAUCAUGAGAUUUCUCAGCUUCCUCCUCAACUUAUGCGACCACCUCAUCCACCGCUAGGGAUCCACGGUGGGGAUGAGGAAAGAUCUUUGCAUGUAUCUGACCGAGGAAGAAUGAUGAAGAUGCCACAACCUCAUGAUACUGCAAUGAAAUGCCCUAGAUGUGAAUCAACUAAUACCAAGUUUUGCUACUUCAACAAUUACAGCCUAUCACAGCCCCGUCACUUUUGCAAGACUUGUCGGCGCUAUUGGACAAGAGGUGGCGCGUUAAGGAGCGUGCCAGUUGGUGGUGGUUGUCGAAGAAACAAGAAGACUAGUAAGGGAUCAAAGGGGAGUUCUAGCUCUAUGUCAAAGUCUUCUUCAGCUACUUCAAGCUCAACUAGUAAUGCUCCAAUUUCUUCUAACACGGAUAUGUUAGGGCAUUUGUCACACAAUAGUACUCGACCACCUCAAUUUCCUAUCAUGCCCCCCUUGCAUCACUAUGGAUCAGGUGGGGAUCUUGGAUUAACAUACGGGGCCGGAAAUGGAACUGAUUUGAUCAAUCUUGGUCAUGAUAGUAAUUACCCGAGUAGCAAAUUUUCACACUUUCCAUUUUUGGGAACUACUAAUAAUGGUGGGAUGUAUGGCGAAGGUCCAUCAAAUUACGGUGGACAAGUUGAAGGGAUGAAGAUGGAGGAAAAUAAUCAACAUCAUCAAAUACAACAACAACAAGGAUUGAAUAUGUCAAGAAACUUUCUAGGUAUGGCUGGAAAUGAUCCGUUUUUGGGUACUAGUAGUGUCCCAUGGGGUACAACUGAUCUCAGUGGCUUCACGUCUUCUUCUACCACCACCACCCAUCUCUUGUGAUUUACCUUGUUUGACAGACUUUCUAUUUUAAGCUUGCCUCUUUUUUCACAUGUGUGCGUGCAACAAAGGCAUGUAUAUUGCGCAUCACUUGUGAUCGAUUAAGUUUAGCAUUCGAUGCACAAUGGUAUUGGUAAACUUUGCACGCAACAUAUAAGAUGGAGCAGUCAUAUAUGUUGCAAUUGGUAUGAAGAAUUUCAUGAAAACCCUUAGAGCUAGCAAUAGUUUCUUGAUUCCGGUAAUCAUAUAUAUAUACAUAUAAUUUGGUUUGUUAUAUAUUGGGAUUAUAUUUGUAAGUUGUAAUGUACUAAUAUCGUGUGAGUUAAUUUA